AUGGCGGCGCGUUCCCCUCCCCAGCUCCCGGCCAGCCGCAGGUCCGAGCCGGCGUACCGAGAACAAAGACGACAAAAAGUUGAAGAGUAUCUAUCAAGAAAAAAGACCUUUUCUGGUGUGCCCAUUCAAGAAAACCAGGCAUUAAUCAGCAGUAGCAGAACUAGGAGAGCAACUAGCAAUAAACUGCAAGACAAAAUACAGCUCUCAAGAUCUCCAAAGCCAGGAAUGGAAAAUAAAGAGAAUGCUAAUAAACUGUCAUGGGACCAAUCAAGCGGAACCUCAGAAAAAAAUGUUAUUUUAAACUCUUCCACAAUCACACUGACAAAUUCCAUAUCAGGCACAAACUAUAAUCCUGAAGAUCAUGCAUCCAAGGAUGAAGUCACUGAAAUAAAAUCUCAGCACGUGUCACUUAGCAAGUCUUUUUUGCAAAUAAAAAGCAUAAAAGAGAAGCAAUUGAUUACAGAAAAACAAAAUUCAAGUGUCAGCCUACCGAAGAAACCAGUGCUUGGUACAUAUCGUGGCAAAGUUAUCCAAUCCAAGAUAAACUCCUUCCGAAAAGCACCAAAAAGUGAGGGGGAAAAGAGUUCUUUGCCAGACAAGAAGCUUCUUUCUUCUGCCACCAAACCAGCAGCAACUUCUUUGUCCACAAGCAGCUGUAAUGUACUUCUGAAGACCAUCAAAGUCACAAACCGCCCUAACUCUGUAAAACCAAAUGGUGUCCUCCCAUCCCAGAGCAAACCAUCUGACAAAGCUGCUAUUAACUCACAGUCCAGUCUGAAGAAACAACAACCAAUAUCUGCUGUCGUACCAAAGAAAGUAACAGUCCAAAAAAUUAUUGGUGGAAGGGGACCACAGCCACCGAAGGCUGUUUCUAACAAAUCUGACCACAGAGCACCAGGAGUGAAGAAAUGUGCAGAUUUUUGUGAAGAUGCAAAACCAGAAGCUCCAGCAAAACCAAUUUCUGUUGUUCCUGGUACAAAGUUCAGACAGGAUUCUAAAACUAAUGGCAACAGAAAAUCUGUUCUGCCAAAAGAGUCAGCAGAAGAGAGAAGAGCUCGCCUGGAUGAAUGGAGGGCAUCUAGAGGAAAAGUGAUGAGGAGACCUCCUAUAUCUGUGCUUCUGGGACCCCAGUCUAAAACUGAAGAACAAGAAUUCUCUUCUGAUGAUUCUUUCGCGCAUGUAUUACAUAGUGAAAAGGUCAACAAUACUCUCGCAGAAUGUCUUCAGUUAACCAAACAGGGAUGUCAAGGCAGUGAAGUACGCACCAUGUUGGAAGACCUGACACAGAGCAUUCCUGGGGCUAAAAAGCUUGCAAAAUAUUGGAUCUGCUGCAUGCGUCUUGAACAGAUGGGCCCUCUUGAAAAGCUUAUUGCUGUCUAUGAGGAGGCCAUUUUGGCAGGAGCAAUGCCUAAAGAUGAACUACGACACACACUAAUAGAUACUAUGAAAAAUACUGAAAGCCUUUUUAAGUCUGAGGAUGGAGGAACUGUGAUAGAAGCUCAUUUAAGUGAGGUAGUGGAAGUCAGCAAGGAACUAAAUUCAUCUGUAGAGCAGGUUCAGGAGGCCUUCAAGGAUUUCUGCUCUGGUGAUGACCAAAAAGCAGAGAAUGAUGACAAGAAGGCAGAGACUAGCAGUGAAGUGAUCAAAAAAGAAGAAAGGGAUUUAGACUUGAAAUCGAGAGAAGAAAUCUUGCCAAAAAAGAAUAAAAAGCACAAGACUAAAGAACAUACAAAAAAGAAAGGAAAAUGUGAAACAGAGGAGCAGAAUGAGGAUGGGGUAAAAGAUAUAGCCCUAGCAGUUAAUACUCCUGAGAAGGAGAGUGACACAUCUUAUUUAAUGAGAUACAAUCCAUCUACCACACCAUACUUGGAAAGUGUGAAGAUGCACCAUGAGGCAAACGACUCCAGUGCUAAAGACCUGAAAAUUGUAACCCCUUUGCGAUAUUCUCAACGCAUUCGGGAGAAGAUGUGCAAGCUGUCAGAUACUGUUAAAGUUCAAGAUCCAUGUGUCUCUUCGUUUGAACAGCUGGGAGAAUUGGAAUCAAAAGCCACUGCAUUUAUCCACAAACAGAGUAAUGGGCUCAAAGAAACAAGUGGUGAAGCAGAAGAGUAAAAAGUAGCAUUAAUGCUACAUGGAGAUUAAAGAUUGGAUCUUUUUUAAGGAGUGUUGGGGGGGUGUUUGUUUUUAGCAGCUUUGAGAGAGGAGCUAUCUAAAACUCACGUGGAUGACUUAAGAUGAAAUUUGACUGUCUGAGUCACUAAACUUUUGAAUUUAUAAGUUUCUGCCUUUUCAAAAUUGUGGUAAACCUGGUCUGUUUUAGUGCUUAUAAACAUCAGUGUCUUCAUGCUAAAUACAAUUAAACAUUGAAUUAAGGACUAGGUUUAACACUUCAUAUAACAGUUUGAUUGUAGUAUAUUCCUCAUAUCUACUGUUUUCCUGUUGCAAUUCCUAUAAAUUCUUUAGAAUUGUACAAUCUAACUUCUAGUUUAAGAAACAAAAAUAACAUAGCCAUUCCAAUAGGACAUUGUCUACUGCAGCAACAAUUAGUUUUGAAAACUGAAGCCAGCUAGGAAGGUGUACACUAAGUUUAAACUGUUGUAUCCAUUUUUAGGGGGUAUUUCAAUAAAACUUGAGUUUAAUCCCUUUAGUUACCCGGAUUAUUCAUGAUGAAGUAAUCUCCCUUAGAUGAGGUCUGAUACACUAAUUACUAUGUGACUGUUCUAAUGUUGGUUUGCAUUAGUCUGUAAUAUGGUAGACAUAUUAAACUAAUCAAUUGA
Gavia stellata (red-throated loon) is the source of this 2777-nucleotide messenger RNA. It is a transcript of the gene CKAP2, whose product is annotated as cytoskeleton associated protein 2. Gene Ontology annotation, biological process: negative regulation of microtubule depolymerization. The record is from RefSeq and is a predicted model, not a curated record. The transcript has 9 exons. The coding region runs from base 1 to 2112 and encodes 703 amino acids. NCBI's taxonomy places the organism in Eukaryota, Metazoa, Chordata, Aves, Gaviiformes, Gaviidae. Gene Ontology annotation, cellular component: microtubule cytoskeleton.